AUGUUAACAGUAAUACUACUUGGUGUUGCCACAUGUUUGGUUUUCCUUUACUUCAAAUAUGGCGGUCGUCCUAAGAAUUUUCCGCCAGGACCAAGAGGCCUUCCUCUUGGUGAACGUUUUUACAAACUAAAAGAAAAGUACGGCCCUGUUGUGUUUGUACAAGUUGGGCGGGAAUACUGUGUGAUACUGAAUGAUUUCAACACGAUUCACAAUGCAUUGCUGAAAGAAGGGAAAAUGUUCUCUGGGAGGCCGAGCAACUACAUUUUUGAAAUAAUUACAAAAAAAAAAGGACUUGUAGGUGUUGAUUAUGGACCGGCGUGGAAAACGUUGCGAAAGUUCGGCAACCAGGCAUUGAAAGGAUAA
Molecule: messenger RNA, 363 nt
Organism: Styela clava
Lineage: Eukaryota; Metazoa; Chordata; Ascidiacea; Stolidobranchia; Styelidae
Source: RefSeq, a predicted model, not a curated record